AUGACAUACAACUUAUUUAACGGACUCCGAAUUCUUUUUCGGCCGCUGCUGGUCGGGCUCUUCAACACCCGCAUCUCCUGGGGCAUAAGAUGGCGCAUGUUGGCCCUUCAGCAGUUUGUCUUUCUGACCUAUUCAAUCCCAGUGGCGCCGUAUCUGUUUUCGCGCCCGUUCAUCACUGAAUACCUACCAGUUUUCACCAAGCGAUCCGUCCGUACGCUCGUGUUCAAAGGCAAGGGCAAAGGGUCUGGCCGUAAGCUGCGUCCGUUGCAUGUCGACAUCCACGGAGGCGCCUUUAUCGGUGGCCUAGCGGAGCAAGAUGCGCGCAUGUGCGAGAUGUGGGCGAACGAGACUGGCGCAAUCGUUCUCAGCAUCACGCAUCGUUUUGCCCCCGAGCACGUCUUUCCUACCGCCAUCGAUGACAUUGAUGCUACGGUGCAGUGGAUAAAAGACAAUGCAGAGAGCCGAUGGGGAGCAGAUCCUACACUCUUGACAAUAUCUGGCUCGUCUGCUGGAGGAAACAUGGCUGUGGCAUCGACGCAGCAACCAAGCUGUCAUGGGCCCUCACCCACAGCGUACAAGGGCAUCAUCACGGCAUACGGCGUUUAUGAGCUGAGACUUUCGCCGUGGCAAAAGCCUGUUCCUGAAAAGAUGCCAAAGAGCGAUCCGACUGCUUUUCUUCAGCCGCUCUUUGAUUCAUACUGCGCGCCCGCCCGGGCCAAGCACAUGGAUGACCCACGUCUGAGCCCCAUUCUAGCGGAGAGGGAAACGCUGCCAAACCGCAUCCUGAUGGUAAUUGCGGAGAUUGAUAUACUCCUCGAGGAGCAGACGCAGUUUGCGAAGCGCAUCAAUGAAGAAGAUGAACGCGCUGGUUGGGUAGGCAAACCUCGCGUUGAAACCAUGUUUGCGCCGGAAGGCUUCCACGGCUGGCUAGAGUUGCCGGAUUCUAUCAUUAAGAAGGAGCUGAAGGAGGCGUACUGGGCCCGAUGCGUCGAAUUUCUCCGUGAGAUCCAUCAGUCUGAAGGCUGGAGAUGGGAGAAGGAUGGCUAA
This is a messenger RNA of Cordyceps fumosorosea ARSEF 2679, 1047 nucleotides long. Its product is annotated as Alpha/beta hydrolase fold-3. NCBI's taxonomy places the organism in Eukaryota, Fungi, Ascomycota, Sordariomycetes, Hypocreales, Cordycipitaceae. Gene Ontology annotation, molecular function: hydrolase activity. The coding region runs from base 1 to 1047 and encodes 348 amino acids. The transcript is spliced from 2 exons. The record is from RefSeq and is a predicted model, not a curated record.